UUCUGAGAUCUUGAACACGAAGAAGAUGUCAGUUUUGAGUUUUGCGCUGUGUUUGUUUGUUGUUGUCUGGAUACAGCCACAUGAUACAUCGGCAUGGUUUUCAAGAGGUGCGUGCGGCCACAGGACAUACAACCCAGCGUUCACAUGUGCUGUCAGGGAAACGUAGUGUCCAAAGGUGGAAUAAGACUCGCGUGUUGUGGAGACCAAUAUUAUGAUGCCGCGAUCCGCAUGUGCUGUGCAGGGAACGUAGUGUCCAAAGGUGGAAUAAGACCCGCGUGUUGUGGAGACCAAUAUUAUGAUGCCGCGAUCAGCAUGUGCUGUGCAGGGAACGUAGUGUCCAAAAGUGGAAUAAGACCCGCAUGUUGUGGAGACCAAUAUUACGAUGCCGCCUUCAGGCAGUGUUGCAAUGGUCGUAUUUGCUAAGAUGACAUGUUCUGAAGAAAUGUGUUGUAUGGUGCUAAAACAAACCUCUUGUUUUACUGGAGACAUGAUACUGUUAAUAAAUAUACAGGGCAGGGGCGGCGAAGACGGCAAGGCCGGUACAGCCAUGUGUGUGUGUGUGUGGUGUGUGUGUGUGUGUGUGUGUGUGUGUGUUAUAUUUGUUAUAUUUGUUACAAUGUCCUUACAAGUAAUUUGAAAGGCGAGUCUGGCAACCACUAGCCGUACCACUAUUUUUUACACUAUGCCGCCCCUGGGGUGACGAGUUGAACGCAACAGAAGACUUAACGUUUUUGAUGAUUUUAAAAAAAUCAUUUUUAGUCACAAAGUUUAUAAUCCAUGUUUUAUCAAAACCGAAGUUAUGAUGCUUCAUUCAGGCAGUGUUGCAAUAGUCGUAUUUGCUAAGAUGACAUGUUCUGAAUAAAUGUGUUGUAUGGUGCUAAAAAAAACCUCUUGUUUUACCGGAGACAUGAUACUGUUAACAAAUAUACAGGGUGACGAGUUUUGUUGCCAAAUUACUAGUUCCAUAUUAUAUCAGAUUGUUUUUCGUUAAUAUUCUAACAAAUAAUAAAAACCUAUAUUUUUAUAUUGAUGGUGAUAUUGUUAUUGUUUUUACAGUUGAAGGAGA
Molecule: messenger RNA, 1066 nt
Organism: Gigantopelta aegis
Lineage: Eukaryota; Metazoa; Mollusca; Gastropoda; Neomphalida; Peltospiridae
Product: galaxin-like
Exons: 2
Coding region: 94-423 (109 amino acids)
Source: RefSeq, a predicted model, not a curated record